Molecule: messenger RNA, 2196 nt
Organism: Glycine soja
Lineage: Eukaryota; Viridiplantae; Streptophyta; Magnoliopsida; Fabales; Fabaceae
Product: ethylene-responsive transcription factor ERF118-like
Exons: 2
Coding region: 742-1848 (368 amino acids)
Biological process (GO): regulation of DNA-templated transcription
Molecular function (GO): DNA binding; DNA-binding transcription factor activity
Source: RefSeq, a predicted model, not a curated record
UUUUUUUUCUCUUUUCUUUUUCUUCUGGAUUUAUUGAGCUUGUUUCACCCAAGUCACAUGCCAGUGUUUUCGUUAGAGCGAUAAAAACUAGUGUUUUGUUGUACGGGAAGAUACAAUCUUGGCCUUAGAUUUGUAAUAUUUUAUCUGGGGAACUAGACCAGACUGUUUUUGUUUUUGUUUUGUUUUUUGGUUAUAUAUAUCAGUUUCUUUCACCUGUUGAUGCUCUUUUCUCUCCUGCUUGGGCGAGUGAAGAGGUGAGAGAGCAUAUAAAAGCUUGAGGCUUGAUUUCUGCGUUUCUUGGAGAAUUUGUCUUCAAAAAAAGAAGGGGCAGCAGUGGAUUUAUGUCGUCUGGGUUUAUUCUGGCAGUGAUUGGGGCUCCGUUGAAGCUCUUCAUUGUUUAUGUUUCCGUUUUUUUCUUCCUGACUCGCUUAGUGUUCUACUGUUGCUGUAUGCUACACUGCAUCCUGAGCCACAAUACUGUGAACCCAUCUGUUUCAAUGCGAUUGAGACCAAAAAGGACUUGUUGUGGAGUGGAGUGUUUCGGAGGCUUUCACAUACAAAGAUUUUCUUAUCUCUUCAUAUUCUUAAGAGGGGAUUUCACCUGAUACCUUGAGAGAUUUUGUUACCCUUUUUUUCUUCGUUUCUUCCUUUGAGAUUUCCUUUCUUUGAUUCCAUUUGGUUUCCUUUCUGGGUAUUCUGAGGGGUUUUUGGAGGGUUUUUCUUUCUCAUUUUUUUUCCACCAUGCCCGAGUCUCGGAAACAACCGGCUUCUAGACCGAAGCAAAAGCUUCAUCACCACUCCUUGCAAGAGUCCAAGGCGAUGAGAAAACUUCGCAUCAUUUGCGACGAUCCUGAUGCUACUGAUUCAUCCGAAGAUGAGACUGAGAAGGUUCAGAGCCCGAGAAGAGUUAAAAGAAACGUGUCUGAGAUCUCUCUUCCCCCUCUUCCUCCACCAUUCACCACCACUCCUGAAACCAGCUCCUGUGAGGUGAAUAGCGGCAAAAAUGCAACAUUGAAGGGUUUCAUUGAAGGUCAACCCCAGAGUAAGAAGAGGGUUUUGACUCACCCCCCAUCAACAAGGAGGAACACUUCUGGGAAAUUCAGAGGUGUUAGGCAGAGAAAAUGGGGUAAAUGGGCUGCAGAGAUUCGUGACCCCUUUCAGAGUACUCGUAUAUGGCUCGGCACUUUCAACACUGCAGAAGAGGCUUCCCAAGCCUACGAGGCCAGAAGGCUUGAGUUUGAGGCUAUGGCAGAGGCUCAAGCUUACAAAACUAGUUCUGUUUCUGAACCUUUGGCUACAAUUUCUGAUAAUAAGAGUAACUGCUGUAACUCUUCUGCCGCUGCUAUCUCCGCCGCUGCCGUCUCCGCCGCUGAUGUGUCUGUAUCUGAGAAGUUUUCUACUACUUUUGAUGACUUAGAAGAGAGUGUGUUGUCUCACAAUUCACCAUCCUCUGUGCUAGAGUUGGAUACAUUGGCUUCCAAAUCCCUUGAGAAGGGCAAUGUUUCAACCGAGGAAGCUAUUGAGGCUAAUGAUUUGGUGGCUGAACUUGCAGGGUUAGAGGUACCAGAUGUCAGUCUGUUAAACUUGUUACCACCACCAUCUGAUUCUGGUGGUGCAGCUGCUGCUGUUUCAUCUGGGAUUGAGCCAAACUUUGGGCUUGAUUUUGAUUGGCUAUCGUUUAAUGAUUAUGGACAAGGUUUUGAUGAUUUCGGUGGCUUGGAAGAUAUUCAUAUUGGUGGGUUUGAUGACAAUGAGCCUACUGAGCUUCCUGAUUUUGAUUUUGGUGAUUUUGGUGCUGAUGAGUUUGCUGGUUGGAUUGAGGAGCCCCUGAAUAUACCUUGUGCCUAAGUUUUGCAGAACUACGUAGGAAUAUGAGGCUAGAUUUCUACAAUAUUAUAAGUUUUGUUAUUUAUAAGUUAGUCUUUCUGUGAGAUCUCAGGAAUGAUGAGUUAGUUUUUCUGUGGGAUCUCAGGAAUGAUGAGUGAGUGAAUGGUUACUAUAUGCGUUUUACAUUUCAUUUGUUUUUGAUGGAGUUGUUAGUUAGAGCAGUGAGAUGGUGAGAGAAUCCUUUGGGUUUUCCCGUGCUGUUAAAGAGCCGUCCAAGGGAAUCUCGAACCAUGAUACUAUGUCGUAAUUUCAAGGUUCUUCAAUGGCAGAGUAUUAAUGGAAUGAAAGUUAAUGUUUUGCAUCGUUUUU